UCUUCUUGUUUUUCCUGGUUUUUUUCCUUGUGAGGGAAGUACGAUCAAGUUACACCUCUUGUGUUCAAGCAUGUAUCUAUGCCAGUGCAUAGCAUUCUUCUGUCCAUAAUUUACCAGAUUUUAGUUUUCCAAAACAAUUUGAUCAGCUCCCCAAGUGGCCUUAAUGAAUCUCAUGUUGAUUCUCCACACCGAUAUGCUUGAUGUUUAUCAUGGAAGAUGCUUUUCUUUAUCACCUGAUUGGGCCUGCUGUGCUAUCCCAGCAAAUCAAAUAUUUGUAAUCCUUGGUCCCAUGCCUGGAUUCAUAUCCUCACCAGUACAGAGAAAGAGACACAGAGCUCUCACUGGUCCCUCUGCAGCACACACCUGCGCAAUCCUCUCCCCGAAUCAAAACUCAGCUUCCCGCGUCUCUUUUUAACUAUAAAAGUUGCAGACAUUACAGGUCACUGCUUGAGCUCAUAACCGCAAGCUUGCUCCUCUCUCUUCGUCCAAGAAUUUUGGUCUGGACUUUGUGGAAUUGGUGCGUUGAAGGUUAAAGGAGUGAAGAAAUGGCAGAUAGAAAGAAGCUGAUGCCGAAGGUGUUCAAAGGAGUGAACGUCUUCAUGUCUCGGAAGCUCGUCCCGCCUGAAAUCUUCGAUACUCUUCACGAUGCCCUCAAGCAGAACGGUGCCGAGGUUAAUCUCUGCUGCGAUCCAUCGCGAACCGGUCCUAACGAUUACCAUAUCAUCUCCUCUCCCGAACAUGAGAAAUUCGAGGAUCUUAGAGCCAAGGGCUGUAAUUUACUUGGUCCUCAAUGUGUUCUUUCCUGCGCAAAAGAAAACAGAGCUUUGCCUAAACAAGGUUUUACUUGUUGCCUUGCAAUGGAUGGGGUUAAAGUGCUGGCUUCUGGAUUUGAGAAGGACGAAAAGGUUAAGAUUGAAAAGUUAGUGACUGCAAUGGGAGGAGUCUUGCAAACUAAGGCCUCCAUGGAUGUUAACUUUGUCAUUGCGAGGAAUGUUUUGGCUGCAAAGUACAAGUGGGCCUCAAAUGUUCUUAAGAAACCAGUUGUCACCAUUAGCUGGUUGAAUCAGUGCUGGAAUGAACACCGAGUUGUGCCUCAGGAGCCAUACAGAGUUCCUCCUUUUUCUGGGUUGACCAUUUGUACAACAAGAAUUCCAGCAGAUGAGCGGAAGGAGCUUGAAAAGCUUGUCAUACAGAAUGGUGGGAAAUACUCUGCUGACCUAACCAAGAAUUGCACACAUUUGGUUGCUGAUACUCCCGAAGGUGACAAAUACAAGGUUGCCAGAAAAUGGGGUCACAUCCAUAUUGUGACUCGGAAAUGGGUUAAUCAGUCUAUUGCUAAAAGAGCAUGUCUUGGUGAGGAGUCUUACCCUAUUCAGGGAGUUCCUAAUUCUUCAAGUAAUGCCAUGAAGAGUAGUCUAAAGAGACAGCAUGACCCAGAGAAGUGCAAUGGAAAUUCUCAAACUGAGCCAUCAUCUGUGAUUGGAAAUUCAAAUAUGCUUCCAUCUUCCAUGAUUGCUGAUCCUGAUCUGGAAACCAGUCUUUCUCAGAAUAUGUCUUCUACAUUUUCUGAUGCCACUAUAUUUACCAAAGAGGAGGGGAAUGGAGAACCUAGAUUGCAGCCUGAACAUGGAACAAACUUUGAUGGCUGUGUUGCUGAUGAUUCACAAGCUGAAGAUAGUGAUUUGUACUUGUCAGAAUGCAGAAUUUCACUUGUUGGGUUCCAGACCUCUGAAAUGCGUAAACUAGUCCAUAUGGUGCGUAAAGGUGGGGGCUCCCGGUAUAUGUCAUUCAAUGAGAAGUUGACGCACAUAGUUGUGGGAACACCUUCAGAGAGCGAAAAGAAGGAGGUAAGGGCCUAUGCAGCUUUUGGUGUUAUUUAUGUGGUAAGACCCAGCUGGUUGGAAGAUUGCGUCCGAGAAAAAAGAGAAGUACCUGUGUCCCUGAGGCAUGUUGCUUCUGAUUUACUUUUACCAAGAGCUGCAGCAGUAGGAACUUCUGCUCUAAAGCAAGGGAAAAGCUCCGCUGCAUCUUUCAGUCUGCCAGCUGUUAAGCUAGUGGGGAAUGUUGACUUUGAAUCUGGUAUCUCAUUGGAGAAUAACAGAGGACAAAAGCCAGAAACAAAUAUAAAGGGGUCCAAUUAUGUAAAACCAGCUACAAGAUCAUUCCAGAAAAGCAUGUUUUCUGUUUUAAAGGAUGACAGUAAGGUUUCCCAGAAAUUACGACAAGAUUCUGAUGCUGCAAAUGUUCAAAAUGGGAAAUCAUCAAAUGUUUUCAAAGGGAAAAUAUUUCGCUUUUCAAGUUCUUUUCCUCAAGAUAGGAGAGAUGAAAUCGUGGAAUGGGUUAAACAAGGAGGAGGAGCUUUGGUGGAUGAUCAGGUUAAGAAUGUGCACUUCACCAUUGAGUGUCAUGGUCUGAUUCAGACUCCUGCUGAUAAUUCUCAAGCCAUCAUUGUUUCUAGUCACUGGAUUAGAUCCUGUUUGGAGGACGGAUGCAUGCUGGAAGUUGACCGUCACAUUCUGUAUUCACCACUUCCCUGUCGUAUUCCAUUACCUGGGUUCGAUGGCUUUUGCUUCUGUGUCUCUCAGUAUGAAGAGAAAGAUAGGUUGUUAUUAAGAAAUCUUUGUUUUGUGCUAGGAGCUAAAUUCACAGAAAAACUGAGUAGGAAGGUUACACAUUUAAUUUGCAAGUUCACCAGUGGCCCAAAAUAUGAGGCUGCUUGCAAAUGGGGCAUAGAAGCAGUUACUUUCGAGUGGAUCUGUGAAUGCAUCAUGCAGGAUAAGAUUGUUGCUCUGGAUCAAUUUCUCCCAAAAGAAGCUACUGCUCAAGACCGAGAGGGAGGACUAUGCACAAUGAGCCAGUAUCCUACACAGGCAGCUUGCAUGAUAUCUAGAGGUGUUUCAUUUCAGUUACCGAGUCAAUCUCAAGUCAUGACGAAAAUAGAAACUAAUGUUGUUUGCAGUAGAAGUGAAAGCUUCAGUGAAGGGGCAAAACAUUCUUCCCUCUCUAUUAAAAGACCAAGGCUUGUGGAUGACGACAGCCAGACAGAUUUUUUUUCUUCUGAAAUUCAUCAAGAUGGUUCUCUUUGCAAAAUUGAAUCCAUGAGAAACAGGGUAUCAGAAGAUGGUGGAGAAAUUUCUCAUGCUGUUCCAGAUGUGGCUGCAGCUAUUGAAGACUUGUUAGCACAAACGAGUAAGAUUCAAGACAUGAAGUUACCAGGCGGUUCUCUAUGUGAUCAAAGUCUUUUCUCAACCAAUCAUUCAAUUCUUGGUCAAGAGCAUUUAGAGCCUCGUUCUACCUUUGGGAUUUCUAACAGCUGGUUGAACAGGACCUGGACAAAUGAUUUUGACUUCAUCUUCAGGAAUGAAAAACAAGAUAACCUUUGCACUCCUGGACAAGGUGUAAAAGAAGGCACUUAUGAUGGUUUCAGUGAAACACAGACAGAAUCACAGGUUGUAGGGUAUGAAGAAGAUUUGUCAGGCAGACAAAUGAUAAUUGAUAGAGUUCGUACUCGAAGUAGCAUGACUUAAAGUUGGCAUAUGAGAGAAAAAGAAAAGUAGGGAAACACACAAGUACAGAACAGGAAUGUGAAUUCAACAUGCUCGUACCUAGAAAAUUAGAAAACAGAACCUAACACCAAUGUUACAUCUGAGCAGGCAAGAAGACAAUCUGAUGGCAAGGUGGAAGUUUCGACGUGAUGCUGUUGUUUUCCACAGCCGUCUCAGUUUGUAUUCUUUGUCAAAUUUUUCUCCAGUCCUAAAUGAGGCUUGUGGAGAGGUCCUUCAUGCAUCUUCUGUAGUUUUAGAAAAUGCUAAAAGCAGGUAAGCUAAUGAGUUGUGACUCUUAACCAUGUAGAUUAAAUCACUUUCUUUUGUCAAACAUUUAUUGAAAAUUAAAGGCUUGUACGCCGAACUUUUUGUUGAUAUACGAACUUUAUCUCUGCUUUGAUCUACUGUUGAGAUCUAAGAUCUGGUC
Macadamia integrifolia is the source of this 3972-nucleotide messenger RNA. Its product is annotated as DNA topoisomerase 2-binding protein 1-like. The transcript is spliced from 17 exons. Gene Ontology annotation, biological process: mitotic G2 DNA damage checkpoint signaling; DNA replication initiation; mitotic DNA replication checkpoint signaling. Bases 546 to 3527 code for a protein of 993 amino acids. NCBI's taxonomy places the organism in Eukaryota, Viridiplantae, Streptophyta, Magnoliopsida, Proteales, Proteaceae. The record is from RefSeq and is a predicted model, not a curated record.